Malania oleifera is the source of this 1220-nucleotide messenger RNA. Its product is annotated as dirigent protein 24-like. Lineage: Eukaryota; Viridiplantae; Streptophyta; Magnoliopsida; Santalales; Ximeniaceae. The record is from RefSeq and is a predicted model, not a curated record.
UAUGCUCACUGCCUCCUCCAGCUGGCCGUGGCCAUAACCCUCUCACAUGCCAACUCAGCUCGUAUCCUCGACGAGGUGGACACCCAGCCCCCAUUCCCCUCCGAUUUGCCUCAACUAUCCGGUCUUCCUCCGGUGGUGAUCGACACCCCUGAUUUAGCACCAACCACCGCUGCCACCACCUUUCCAAGUGGCCAAAUCCCCGCCACAGGUUGUCGUGCCAGGGAUGUCGGCGACGCCAACCCACCACAACCCGAAACCCAGUCACCCAGUAAUGCAGCAACACCUGUUGCUGAUGUGGCUCCUAUUCCCAGCCCUGCCCUCGUGCCACCUGGCAGCCCUGCCACGGCGGCGGCUACUGGUGCCACGGUGGCAGUUAAUGCAGACACACACCACCAACCCCCGCUGUCACUCUUCAUGCACGACAUCCUCGGUGGGUCCCACCCUUCCGGAAGAGUGGUGACAGGCAUCAUCGCCAGCUCCGGCGCCAGCGGCGUCCCCUUCUCCAAACCCAAUGGUGGCGUCUUCCCGAUUACUGGCGGCGUCCCCCUUAUGAACGGCAACAACGACGCCAUCAACAACAACAACGCCCCGUUCCUCGCCGGCCUCAACGGCGUCCCCUUGUCGAACGCCGGCAUCCAGAGUAACGGCAACAACUACACACUCUCCGGCGGAGGCAAUGCCCUGCCCUUUGUGACCGCCGGGAAUCUCCCGCCGGGAGCCACCCUUCAGAAGCUUAUGUUCGGGUCCAUAACGGUGAUCGACGAUGAGCUAACAGAAGGGCACGAGCUGGGCACCGCCGUGAUCGGAAGAGCACAGGGGUUCUACUUGGCGAGCUCCAUGGACGGCACCAGCCAGACAAUGGCGCUAACGGCGUUGCUGCACGACGGCGAUGAUUAUCACGAAGAGGAUACGAUUAGCUUCUUUGGGGUCCACCGAACAGCGUCGCCGGAGUCUCAGUUGGCCGUCGUCGGAGGGACGGGGAAGUACGAGAACGCAAAAGGGUAUGCGACGAUUGAGACCGUUCAUCACGAAGAUGAGCACACGACCGAUGGGGCGGAAACGAUCCUCCAGUUCAGCGUCUACCUCUCAGUCUCAUCUUAGUAGGGUAUUUAACCCUACUUAUUAAUUAAUGUGAUCUGUCUGUGUGAAUCUGUGAUUGAGCGACGGCUCUGUGAAUUUAAUGGCUGCCUUCUGUUUUAAUUGGAUGGUUGUUUCAUAAA